Messenger RNA from Parnassius apollo (apollo), 360 nucleotides. The record is from the annotation of a GenBank genome assembly. Lineage: Eukaryota; Metazoa; Arthropoda; Insecta; Lepidoptera; Papilionidae.
AUGUUUGAAUUUAUGACGCCUUACAAGAUGUUUGAAUUUAUGACGCCUUACAAGAUGUUUGAAUUUAUGACGCCUUACAAGAUGUUUGAAUUUAUGACGCCUUACAAGAUGUUUGAAUUUAUGACGCCUUACAAGAUGUUUGAAUUUAUGACGCCUUACAAGAUGUUUGAAUUUAUGACGCCUUACAAGAUGUUUGAAUUUAUGACGCCUUACAAGAUGUUUGAAUUUAUGACGCCUUACAAGAUGUUUGAAUUUAUGACGCCUUACAAGAUGUUUGAAUUUAUGACGCCUUACAAGAUGUUUGAAUUUAUGACGCCUUACAAGAUGUUUGAAUUUAUGACGCCCUUACAAGAUGUUUGA